Mangifera indica (mango) is the source of this 1395-nucleotide messenger RNA. Its product is annotated as ABSCISIC ACID-INSENSITIVE 5-like protein 2. Lineage: Eukaryota; Viridiplantae; Streptophyta; Magnoliopsida; Sapindales; Anacardiaceae. Gene Ontology annotation, biological process: positive regulation of DNA-templated transcription. Gene Ontology annotation, molecular function: DNA-binding transcription factor activity. The coding region runs from base 209 to 1171 and encodes 320 amino acids. Gene Ontology annotation, cellular component: nucleus. The transcript has 4 exons. The record is from RefSeq and is a predicted model, not a curated record.
UAGUGUAGCGUGGAGUUUUAAAAAAAUAAAAUAAAAAUAAUACAGAGAAACUUGGUAAUGGGAUUAUGGAAUGUAGGGGGUUCUCUUUUCCUUUAAGGUCUAGCAGUGUGUGUUCCCACUGCCUAAACAACAAAUGUAACUUUCAUAGAUUCAGAUAGGAUCCCGCUGCCAAUUUAUAGAUAUUUGCUGGCGAAAGGGGACACAUACAAUGGGAUCUGAAGGUGGUGCAGCUCAAGAAGCAAAGUUGCAGUCAUUGACCAGACAGGGCUCAUUGUAUAGUCUUACGCUCGAUGAGAUUCACACCCAGUUGGGGGAUGUGGGAAAACCACUUGGAAGUAUGAAUCUUGAUGAGCUUCUCAAGAGUGUGUCUAGUGCUGAAGCUAAUCUGGUCACAGAAACCACCAUUGACAAUGUAUGUGGCACUGCCCCAGGCUCCUCUCUGCAUCGGCAGGGGAGCCUGACAUUGUCGAGGGAUCUUAGCAAGAAGACUGUUGAGGAGGUGUGGAGAGAUAUUAAUCAGAAGAAGGGUGAUAAAAAUCAAGAGAGAAAAUCUCAGGAAAGACAGGCUACUCUUGGUGAGAUGACACUUGAGGACUUCCUGGUAAAAGCUGGGGUGGCUACUGAGUCUACUAAUCCAGUAGAAAAGAAUGCUAGUUAUGUUCUAGAGAUUGAUCAAAUUGUGGCAAGCCAGCAAAAUAUUGCUCAGCAUGCUCAAUGGAUGCAGUACCAGGUCCCUUUAGUGCAGCCACAGCCACAGGAGAAUAUAAUAGCCGUUAUUGUGCCCAAGCACUCUGUGGAUCAAUCUCUUCCUGUCAUAACUAAUCCAAAUGUGGAUGCAGCAUAUCCUGAAAGCCAAGUGACCUUGUCACCAUCCUCUUUGAUGGGUACAUUAUCUGAUACACAAACACCAGGACGAAAAAGGGUUGCUGCUGGACAUGUUGCUGAAAAGACUGUGGAAAGGAGGCAGAAAAGGAUGAUUAAAAAUAGGGAGUCUGCAGCCCGAUCACGAGCAAGGAAGCAGGCUUAUACUCAUGAGUUGGAAAACAAGGUCUCACAACUAGAGGAGGAGAAUGAAAGACUCAGAAAACAAAGGGCAGUGGAGUUCAUAGAAUGUGCACCACCUCCAGAUCCCAAGUAUCAGCUCCGGCGAACAAGCUCAGCCCCUUUAUGAUGUAAAAGUUUUGAGGUGCAUAUAGUUGCAUUGGUGUUACUCUUAUUUGCUCACACCUUUUUUAUCAAGACUCAGUUGCUCGGGCCAACUUAUCCAACUAGAGCUGUCUUGUUUCAUGCAGUUGUUGAUCAUUCUCCCUGUAUCUACAUUUUCUCUUAACUUCCACUCCAAACUUCUGAAUUGCAAAAGAUUUUCUUAUUUUCUUUUAAAACUGUUUGCCAUAA